Messenger RNA from Phasianus colchicus (ring-necked pheasant), 2237 nucleotides. Lineage: Eukaryota; Metazoa; Chordata; Aves; Galliformes; Phasianidae. The record is from RefSeq and is a predicted model, not a curated record.
CAAGGAUAACGAGGCGGAGCCGCCGCCCCGCGCCCACAAUGCACUAAAACUGCACGUGCUGCGGGGACACGGGGGGGGGGGGGAGGGAAAAGGGGGGGACACGGGACAUCGGGGUGAGUGGGGAGGGGACCACAGCCACCACUGAUUGUCACCGCGUGGCCCCGGUGUCACCAUGUCCCCAUCUGUCACCUCUGGGCCACCGUGUCCCUCAUUUCAUAUCCCCAGGCCACCUCUUCAUGCUGUGUCAGCAAAGCCACCUCUCCGUGUCACAUCCGUGUCCCCAAAAGCCACCUGUGUCACAUCCAUGUCCCCAAAGCCACCUCUCCGUGUCACAUCCGUGUCCCCAAAGCCACCUCUCCAUUUCACAUCCGUGUCUCCAAAGCCAUCUCUUCACACCAUGUCACCAAAGCCACUUCUCUGUGUCACAUCCACGUCUCCAAAGCCACCUGUGUCACAUCCGUGUCCCCAAAGCCACCUCUCCGUGUCACAUCCACGUCCCCGAAGCCACCUCUUCACGCCGUGUCCCCAAAGCCACCUCUCCAUGUCACAUCCGUGUCCCCGAAGCCACCUCUCCGUGUCACAUCCUCGUGUCACUCUUCAGCACUGUGUCCCCAUCCCAGUGCCACCUCUGCGCCGUGUCCCACCCUGGUGCCACGUCCCAGUGCCACCUCUGCGCCGUGUCCCCAUGAUGUCACAUCCCAGUGCCACCUCCGUGCCGUGUCCCCAUGAUGUCACAUCCCAGUGCCACCUCCGUGCCACGUCCCCACGAUGUCACAUCCCAGUGCCUUGUCCCCACGAUGUCACAUCCCAGUGCCACCUCAUCCCCGUCUCACAUCCUGGUGCCAUCUCAGCGCUGUCACCUCUCCUUGCCGUGUCCCCACGUCUUGGUGUCACCGCCGCCCCUCGGUGUCCCCGUGCCACAGUGCCAAUGUCACAUCUCCGUGUGUCCCCGUGCCACGUCCCCACGUUGUGUCACAUCCCCGUGGCACACAGCUGUGUGCCGGUGUCACAUCCUGGCGUGCCACGUCCCCGCAGCUGUGUCCCCUUGUGUCACCUCCAUCCCCGUUGUCACAUCCCUUUGUCACCUCCAUCCCCGUGUCACACUCCAUGCCGGUGUCCCCGUGCCACGUCCCGUCCCCAUUCUGUCCCCAUUUAGGAAUGGGGACAGUGGGGAAACUGAGGCACGUGUCACCCUGCUGGGGACGGGGGUGUCCCCUGUCCUGGUGUCACUCAGUGUGGGAGGGGGGAGAGGGCCAGGGGGCAGUAGGACACAGGUACUGGGAUAUACUGGGACAUACUGGGAUGGGACGCACACAAGGACAUGAUGUGCCAGGUGGCAUCAAGACAUACUGGGACAUACUGGGAUGGGAUGGGACACACUGGGACACAUGAAGAUGUGAUGUGCCAGGCUGCAUCAAGACAUACUGGGACAUACUGGGAUGGGAUACAUGAGGAUGUGAUGUACCAGGCUGCAUCAAGACAUACUGGGACAAACUGGGAGGUACUGGGAGGUACUGGGAUGGGAUGGGACACACGAGGACAUGAUGUACCAGGCUGCAUCAAGACAUACUGGGACAUACUGGGAUGGAAUACAUGAGGAUGUGAUGUGCCAGGUGGCAUCAUGACAUACUGGGACAUACUGGGACAUACUGGGACAUACUGGGACAUACUGGGACAUACUGGGACAUACUGGGAUGGGAUACAUGAGGAUGUGAUGUGCCAGGUGGCAUCAAGACAUACUGGGACAUACUGGGAUAGGAUGGGACAUACACAAGGACAUGAUGUGCCAGGCUGCAUCAGGACACACUGGGAUGUACUGGGACAUACUGGGAUGGGACACACUGGGACAGAGGAGGAUGUGAUGUGCCAGGUGGCAUCAGGACACACUGGGAGGUACUGGGAGGUACUGGGAGGUACUGGGAUGGGACACACUGGGACACAGGAGGAUGUGAUGUGCCAGGUGGCAUCAGGACACACUGGGAUGUACUGGGUCAUACUGGGACGGGACACACUGGGACACACGAGGACGUGAUGUGCCAGGUUGCACUGAGAAACACCAGGACGUACUGGGACAUACUGGGAUAUACUGGGGAUGCACCACAACGCUCCAGCCCACACCAGAGGAACUGGGAGCUACUGGGACGUGCUGGGGACACGGCAGGACGCGCCGGGCUGCGCCGUGGCCGUGUGGGGUGACACGGGGCUGCCAUCACGGAGGUGGGGGGUGGCACGGGGGG